GCGUUUCCAGCUGAGUGCUUGCGCUCUCUCAGUGUGUGUGCGCUGUCAUUAUUACCAUCCAGUCUGCUCCCUGCUCAGAAUGGCCAGAUUCACUCAGAGUGAGACAAGGAGGCAGCAUCCAGAGCAUCCCCAUCCCGCUCACUCCAGCCUGGUUUUCACAGGACCCGGGGCUCCGCCGACCCAACCUCCACUCCUCCUUAUCCCGUACCAGCACCAGUACGCUCAGAUCCCAUUUCCUAAACCCAUGAACGGGUCAGAAUCCAUCUCCAUUCAUCCGGAGAACGGCACCAUGAAAGACCAAGAUGCCAUAAAACUAUUUAUCGGGCAAAUACCGCGGAAUCUUGAGGAAAAAGACCUGAAACCGCUAUUCGAACAGUUUGGGAAAAUCCACGAAUUGACAGUAUUAAAGGACCGAUACACCGGCAUGCACAAAGGCUGUGCAUUCCUCACCUACUGUGCCCGGGAGUCUGCCAUCAAAGCCCAGAAUGCCCUCCACGAACAGAAGACGCUUCCCGGGAUGACUCGGCCCAUCCAGGUGAAGCCGGCUGACAGCGAGAGCCGUGGAGAAGACAGGAAGUUGUUUGUGGGGAUGCUGAACAAACAACAGACGGAGGAGGAUGUCUAUCGCCUGUUUGAGCCCUACGGAGUCAUCGAGGAGUGCACCGUGCUAAGAGGUCCUGAUGGAAACAGCAAAGGCUGUGCCUUUGUUAAGUUCUCCACGCAUGCUGAGGCUCAAUCUGCAAUCAGUGCCCUGCAUGGCAGCCAGACCAUGCCUGGUGCCUCGUCCAGCCUGGUGGUCAAAUUUGCCGACACAGACAAGGAGCGCACCAUCCGGCGCAUGCAGCAGAUGGUGGGUCAGUUCGGCAUCUUUAACCCUGCCGUCGCCCUGCCCUUCAGUGCCUACAGCAGCUACGCGCACGCGCAGCUGAUGCAGCAGCAGGCGGCCCUCAUGGCGGCCAGCCAUGGCGGCUACCUGACGCCCAGCGUGGCUUUCCCCGCCACCCAAAUCCACCAAAUGGGGGCCCUCAACAUCAACAGCCUCCCGCCCACCCCCAUGACCCCGGUGUCGGGUGAGUUUCAUCAGACUCUUGCAGGCCUCAGCUCACCUCCCACCAGCAUCACAUCGCCGGCCGUCCCGAGCAUCGUCACGCCUAUCGUCAACGGCUUCGCUGGCAUCCCUCACCAGCCUAACGGCCACCCAGCUGUGGAGGCCGUCUACGCCAACGGCCUGCCCCCCUACUCCACCCAGAGCCCCACCGCGGCCGACACCCUCCAGCAGGCCUUCACCGGGGUGCAACAGUAUACAGCAAUUUAUCCGGCGACCACACUGACCCCUAUUGGCCAAACCUUGCCACAGCCAGCCCAGGUCAUUCAACAGCAACAACAAAGAGAAGGGCCUGAGGGCUGCAAUCUCUUCAUCUACCAUCUACCACAGGAGUUCGGCGAUAACGAACUCAUGCAGAUGUUUUUGCCCUUUGGCACAGUGAUCUCCUCCAAGGUGUUUAUGGACAGGGCUACCAACCAGAGCAAGUGCUUUGGCUUCGUGAGCUUCGAUAACCCGGCGAGCGCACAGGCUGCCAUCCAGGCCAUGAACGGCUUCCAGAUCGGCAUGAAGCGGUUGAAAGUACAGUUAAAGCGGCCGAAGGACGCCAGCCGCCCCUACUGACAGAGCUGGAACCACGCCGGGCUGUCUUCAGCAGCACAGGUUUUGAAGAUUGACAUCUCAAAAGGAGUGCAGUUUUUUUCUUUAAAAAUAAAUAAAACAAGAUAAAAAAAAAAAGAAGAUGAAAGGUUUUUUUUUUUUUCUUUCCGAAGACAUAUCAGCAUUUACUUACAAAGCUGUUCAGCGGAGUGGAGAGAACUGACGGAAGCAGCACGCCAUAGACAAGCAGCACAGCGUAAGAAAGACAAGGCAGGAACAGAGCGGGAAAUCCCGAACCACCAGGACUUUUGCGCUCCAGAACUCCUUUCGCUGAGACUCGAGUCAUCAGUUACGCAACAAACAAAAAAAUAGCAUCCAGAGCAAAUAGAUUUCUAUAUCCAUAUUAUAUACACAUAUGCUAUAUCAAGGAAGAGGCGCUUCCAGCUUUUAAUUAUACUGGACAAAUGAGGGUUCAAACUUAAAGAUCAAAGGGAAACGCAGUGGAUGAAUCGCUCCUCUGUGCCGCCAGCAGACUUCCUUCUCUUCUUCCUUCUCUCCUUUCGUCUGUCCCCGUCUCUCAGCAAGCAUGGAACUCGGGGCCGUCUGUGGUCGCGGAUGUUUCCAUAGCUACAGUGCAACUGAAAAACCUUUCACCCCAAGGGACCAAAGGACCAAACAUUUUUAUUGUUCGACAGUAAUAUAUAGUAUUGAUGAUGAUACUAAUACUACAAACUACUACUAAUGAUGUUACACGUAAAAAUAAAAAAAUAAAAAAAGGGAGGGAAAAAUAAAAAAAAAAAGAGAGAGAGAGGAGAUACUUCAGGUUGGAAGAGGAAAGGGAUUUCUUUUCCUUUUACAUUUAAAACUACUGGGUUUCAGAAUAUUUAAACAAAAUAGAAAAAGAGGAAAAAAAAGUAUUUUAAAAUCUAUACUAUUUUAGUGGAGUAGAAUAUGUGGAUUGGAGAUUGUCACGGGCGUGUUCUGGCAUUGUUCAUCCAUAGUGAUUCAGACUCUAUAUCUGGUACAUUUGGA
Molecule: messenger RNA, 2674 nt
Organism: Electrophorus electricus (electric eel)
Lineage: Eukaryota; Metazoa; Chordata; Actinopteri; Gymnotiformes; Gymnotidae
Gene: celf5a
Product: cugbp, Elav-like family member 5a
Molecular function (GO): RNA binding
Source: RefSeq, a predicted model, not a curated record